UCUGCUUUAUAGUUUAUACAGGAUUUACACUUGGGAACAUUUACGAUCUAAAGAUUUUGUUAUUAUGGGCAAACGAAGAAAAAAAAGUAAACCAAAAGGAUUGGUUGGGAAGGAGGAGGCAGAGAAUAAAAAUCUUCCCAAAACAUUCGUUAUGCAUCGAGGAAAUGUUGGAAAAUCAAUUCUUCAACUGGAAAUGGACAUUAGACAUGUCAUGGAGCCUAAUACUGCUGUUAAUUUAAAGGUUCGCAAAAACAAUGUACUGAAAGAUUUUGUCCAUGUUGCUGGGCCUCUUGGUAUUACACAUUUUAUCAUCUUUUCACAAACAAAACUUGGAUCUUACAUGAGAAUUGCAAGGCUUCCAAGAGGGCCAACAUUGCAUUUUAAGAUUCACAAGUUUUCAUUGGCACGUGAAAUUAUUUCAAUGCUGAAAAGACCAAAAACAUAUGGAACACAAUACAAGAAUUCACCUCUGAUGGUUUUAAAUGAUUUUGAUCAGAGUACCUUACCCAUGAAGUUGAUGACAUCAAUGUUCCAGAACCUGUUUCCAGCUAUAAAUAUACAAAAGAUCAGACUGGCAGAGAUCCGUCGUUGUGUGUUGGUUAAUUAUAACAAAGAAAACAAAAUGAUUCAUUUUAGACACUACCAAAUUGAUGUUGCUCCAGUUGGCAUGAGCAGAGGUGUGAGAAAACUACUUCAAGCCAAAGUCCCCAAUAUGGCUAAGUUUUCUGAUGUCAGUGAAUACAUUGAAAGGGCUGCAGGUGGUUAUGGAUCAGAGAGUGAAGCUGAAGACCCAAUAGAUAGUCAGGUGACACUACCACAAGAUCUUCCAGGACGAGGCAAUAUUAAGUCAGAGAAAAGUUCCGUUAAACUUACUGAGCUUGGUCCUCAAAUGUCAUUACAACUUAUCAAGAUUGAAGAAGGAUUGUGUACAGGAGAAGUACUUUUUCAUGAAUUUGUUCACAAAACUAAGAAGGAAAUUCAGUCAUUGAAAAAAGAAAGAGAAGCAAAACGAAAACUUAAGGAACAACGCCGAAAACAACAAGAAGAAAAUGUGAAAAGAAAGGAAAGAGAAAAAGAACUUAACAAAGAACGCAGUAUAGCUGGGCAGUUGAAGAAAUGGAAAGGCGAAGUUAAAUCGAGUGAAAAUGAAGAAGAAAGUAGUUCUGAAGAGAAAGAAAUCGUCGAUCAAGACGACAGUGCAGAUGAUGAUGUACGGUGGUAUAAAGAAGAAGUUGGUGAAGAUCCAGAUGAAGAUCUCUUUGCUGGUAAAUCACACGGAAAGCCGAUGAAUAGACGGAAAAGAAAGGGACCCCCGAAAACGAACAAUAUCAGCAAGAAGCGACCGAAAUUAGACAAAGUUUCCCAAGUGAAGCAGAGGAAAUCCUCCGUGGAUAGAAGGAAACAACGAAAGAGAAUUUAAUAUAUAACAAUGGGGAGUUGUAAAUUAUCUUAGCAGUUCUAGUACAAAAAGCCAAACAUCACUUUUUUAAUU
Molecule: messenger RNA, 1492 nt
Organism: Dendronephthya gigantea
Lineage: Eukaryota; Metazoa; Cnidaria; Anthozoa; Malacalcyonacea; Nephtheidae
Product: suppressor of SWI4 1 homolog
Exons: 15
Coding region: 65-1420 (451 amino acids)
Biological process (GO): ribosomal large subunit assembly; rRNA processing
Cellular component (GO): preribosome, large subunit precursor
Molecular function (GO): rRNA binding
Source: RefSeq, a predicted model, not a curated record